UCGUGAAAAUUGUUAUAAUGAGAAAGAGAAGGUGAUGGAGUCUACCGAAGAAAAAUCUGGAAUUCUACACCAGAUCCUACCUCCGCGUCUAGAAGAUGCGGGCCUCGAAGAUCCUGCCCUUCCACCGGAAUCUAUCCACCAAGCUUUUCUCCAAGCCGCCGCGGCCGUAAAAUCACGCGCCGCUUCGAUUUUCUCCUCCGCCGCCGAGACGGAGGACGAAGAUGACGGUUGCGUCAACGACCCGUGGCCUAGCGACAAGGAAGCCUCUGAUGUAAUCGUCGGAAUCGACACGGAGAAUGAACCGCCGGGAUCCUGCACCGUGGAGAGGGGAGUCGAGGCUGGCGCCGACGAAGUUAGGGUUGCCGGAGGCGGCGGCGGCGGAGGCGCGGACGACGUUGUGGUGGCGGGAGAAGGGAAAUUGGGAGAGGAUGUUGAAGCUUGCGUGGAUGAGUUACAAGGGUUGAAUAUCGAAGAUGUGAAGAAAGAUGGUGAAGUUAGAGAAGAAAAUAAUGAAGAAAACGAGAAACCUACCUUGGUUGAAGGGUUUGCGUGAAAAGGGGUGAAAUUUUGAUGUUCUUGUUGUUUACCCGUUUGUACUAGUUUCUGUGAUUGUAUUAGGUUUGUUAGCCUUAAUAGAAAGUUUGUUGUAUGUUCACGUUAUCAAAAUGAGUCAAUCUAUUCCUUAACUAAUAUAAUCUUAACAGCCUA
Messenger RNA from Vigna unguiculata (cowpea), 708 nucleotides. RefSeq lists its product as uncharacterized. Lineage: Eukaryota; Viridiplantae; Streptophyta; Magnoliopsida; Fabales; Fabaceae. The record is from RefSeq and is a predicted model, not a curated record.